Theileria equi strain WA is the source of this 565-nucleotide messenger RNA. RefSeq lists its product as hypothetical. Gene Ontology annotation, biological process: negative regulation of protein kinase activity. Lineage: Eukaryota; Apicomplexa; Aconoidasida; Piroplasmida; Theileriidae. Gene Ontology annotation, cellular component: nucleolus. Gene Ontology annotation, molecular function: protein kinase binding; double-stranded RNA binding; protein kinase inhibitor activity. The record is from RefSeq and is a predicted model, not a curated record. The transcript has 2 exons. The coding region runs from base 121 to 510 and encodes 129 amino acids.
UAUAAAUUAUGUCAUGUGGUAGAUGUUUCCUGAUAAACGUUCAUACCGUAUAAAUUUACGGAGACUAAGAAUGAUAUCCUUAAAGUAUUUAUACUACACAAAUUCCUAACAGGAUACGGGAUGACGAAUGAGGAAGAAAAGGUCCUUCUCUCAACUGGGAAGUGCCUAGUUAUGCCUUUGGUAUCAAAGAAUGAUAACAAGGAAGAAGAGGAAGACAAGGUGGUAACCGAGAGAAUUUAUAAUGUUUGGGGAAGUAGCUCAGGAGCAGGCAGUGAUUUUCUGAAUUUAUAUCGAAGAAGUCGAAAUAUUGAAAUGAAAAGGGUCGAAGAAAUGGAAAGGGCGUGGAGGGAAGAUAUGGAAAAAAAACUCUUUCAAGCCAAACGAUUACACAGAAUACAAAAGGAGUCCGAAAAAACGGCAAAAAAGAAAAUGAAGAGGGAUAAAAAGAAACAGAAGAUAAGGGCUUUGAGAAAGGAAGGAUCAAAACAAGAAACAAAUGAUACCACCUGACACGGUUAUAAUAUCGCACUUUUAAAAUAAAACACUAACUGCAUGUGAAUCCGUU